Coffea eugenioides is the source of this 1110-nucleotide messenger RNA. RefSeq lists its product as uncharacterized. The transcript is spliced from 3 exons. Lineage: Eukaryota; Viridiplantae; Streptophyta; Magnoliopsida; Gentianales; Rubiaceae. Bases 1 to 1110 code for a protein of 369 amino acids. The record is from RefSeq and is a predicted model, not a curated record.
AUGACCCCCGCUUUAGCCACCCCACAUGUAUCACUGACGGAAAAAAUGACUCCUCUGAGAUGCAUCAAUUUCAUUUUUCUGGCCUUUUGGGCUCCUGCUGUCCUCGCGGUGAUGGCCGAAAAACCCCCAGUUCCUACAUACCUAAUCCCCAAACCCCCUCCACCGCCAUCGCCAGUGAAACCAUCAGUACCCGUGAUACCUGUCAAACCCCAAAUCGUGAGAUGCCGCUCCAAAUUGUUUCCUCACUGCUUCAAUAUCCCCUUCCUUUGCCCCUUAGACUGUCUUACCAACUGUUAUGUGGACUGUGUCACCUGCAAGGCUUACUGCAGUUGCAACUUUCCCGGCGCUGUUUGUCAGGAUCCACGAUUCGUUGGGGGCGAUGGCAACACAUUUUACUUCCAUGGCCGCAAGGAUCAGGACUUCUGCCUGGUUUCGGAUACCAAUCUUCAUGUAAAUGGUCAUUUCAUUGGCAAAAGAAAACCCAAUUUGCGCAGAGACUUCACUUGGGUGCAGGCCAUUGGAAUAAUGUUCGACGACCACAGAAUCCUCGUGGCCGCAAAAAGGACUUCAACGUGGGACGACAAUGUGGAUCGACUCGCUAUAUCCAUUGAUGGAAAUCCGAUUUCCCUCCCCACUGAAGAAGGAUCCAAAUGGCAACUUCCGGCCCCGUCCAAUGUCAGUAUCAUGAGAACAAGCAACAAUAACGGACUUGUGGUUGAAGCCGUGAACAAUUUCAGGAUCACCGCCAAUGUGGUUCCAAUAACAGCUCAAGAAUCAAAAGUUCAUGGUUAUGACAUUACUGAUGAGGAUUGCUUCGCCCAUUUGGAGCUUGGGUUCAAAUUCUUCAACAUCACCGAUUCAACUGAUGGAGUUCUGGGACAAACCUAUAGGAGCGAUUACGUGAACAAAAUGAAGGUGAAUGCGGUAAUGCCAGUCAUGGGCGGUGACCGUAAGUACUUGACUUCGGGACUUUUUAGUGCCGAUUGUGCUGUUUCUCGCUUUGGUGGGAAGGUUCUUGAGAAAGCCAAUUCUGCUUCUCCUGUGCAUGAGUAUCCAGCCUUGAACUGCAAGAGUGGGAUGGAAGGGAAUGGCUUGGUUUGCAAAAAAUAA